CAGACGUAAUCGAGUGCUGCUCAAAGAUUUAUCCUCAUCUUUUGAAUCGACUCUCUCUUUCCCCCUUCACUCUCUACCUUGACAUCUCCAGGCCGGCGUUCCAUCCCUCUCUGUGGCACAAUUGAAAUGACAAGCUGGAGUGUGUAUCUCCUGGUAGUCCUUGCCUUGUGCUUCGCUCCAGAGUCUAGUGUUACUGAGGAUUCUGAUUAUUCUGGUGAUGAUGAACUUGUGCCCAUGGAAGUCUUUGAUGCCGACCAGAUUGUUUUCAAUAUUAGUAAUACAUCACAUGGUAUUACUUUAACAUGGAGGGUACCAAAUAAUAAAAUCACACUGACUUGUUAUUCAACUGAAGUGCAGUACAAGAGCCAGUGUGUCAAUGACUGGAAGAGAACUCCAUCUGAACAUAAACAAGGAGAUGAUGAAGUGUAUCGUUUGAACCUGUCCACCCUCAGCAUAAAGAAAAAUUACGAUUUCAGAAUAAGAAUGAGGUUGUGGUGUAAUGAUAAGGACUGGAGCAACUGGACAAAAGUGCAAAGUUGGGGAAACAAUGCAGGUGCUUGUAUGGUAGAAUUACCUGCCAACAUUAUGUAUUUUGAUUAUUUUUAUAUUUUAAUAAUUGUGCUGCCACUGACCGGCUUUCUUCUUGUUUGUCUGCUGACUCAACAGGGAAUUAAAAGACUGAUCCUUCCUAAAGUACCAGAUCCCAAACACUUCAGAAAUAAGAUCAUGGACUUUGACCAGUAUCAGUGGUGGGGGAACCUUACGCAGUUGAAUGAAGAGUGCACAACAACAGAUAUUGAGAUUAUUGACAAGAACGAAAGGGAAGAGCAACAUCAGUCUUUGGUAAUGCAGCCCAUCGACACCAACUAUGAGCAACAUGACAAGAUGUAUUGCAUCUACUCCUCUGAAACAUCUGGUGAAAACACAGAACCACAAUAUUCUCAGAUGGUAUUGGGGUAUAUUACCCUCUAAAACCACAGAGAGUGACUGAAAUCAUAUUGAUGAAUGCAACCUAAUGUUUUUCAGACUAUGGUGUAAAACAUUACAAACGUCAUGAGUUGAUCUUUAAUGCUAUUUAGAGAAUUGUCUCAAGUUUGUGAUCCUCACAGUUUGGAUGCUUAGCAUGGCAUUGUUAGCCCCUGCUGGUAGAUCCUCUAACUACACAAUAUGAUAGAUCCAAAUAGCAUCUUUCUCAAUUGACAGUCAUUCAAAAUUAGUCAUCUAUUCAACUAAAGUUUUAUGCUGCUUAUUUCCAGGGCAAAGCCAAACAAGAGUCUUUGAGAUGAAUGCAAAUGGAUACACUUUAUAGAUAUUACAGAUAUCAAGUCAGUGAUCAGGAUUGUGGUUAAGGCAAGCUAGUGCACAGAGCAUCAUUUGAGCAUAUCUACUGUGAGUGCAGUGCAAUAAUUGGACAAUGGAGGGCACUCUGACUAUCCUGAAGUGUUAAAGAAGAGUUGAAACAUAUCAAAGCCAACCAGGAACACACUCUUCACAGCAUCACAGGCCUCUCUUAAGGGAGGAUGUACGUUAAUUUGAAGACUGAUUUAAAAGAUUAAUGUGAAACUGCAUAAUAGAUGUGGAGUUUCAGUGUUACGGCGUAACAAAGCCAGGGCAGCAGCCACACACUCCGAUCUGUUGUGAUGAACUGGAAUGUGGGUGCGUGAGAAUGAGCAAAUAAUCAUUAGGAGAUAGAAGCAAAAGUGGACAGCACACAGGUGGAUAAAUGAAAGCGAAAAUAUACACUGUUUCAGUCAUACCUAUUGCAGCUUAUAAAAACUGUAAGGUUUUGGCUGUACGAACGAGGCAAAUAUGUACAGUCGGAUCCAAAAUUAUGACACCACACAAUGACACCAUUUAUUAUCUACAUUUGAAGCUGGAAAUAAAAAUUAUUUUAUUAUUAAUACACCUAGAAAAAGUUUUUGAAAAACUUUGAAAGGACAAAUGACAAAAAAGGCAACAUAAAAAAUGUAAAAUGUAAAGAAAUAUUUAGUGUUCAGCAGUCACCGAUCAAACAAAUUUGUCACAAUCAUGUGAUUCCAAAUCAUUUUUAAGCACAUGAUCAUCAGGUUUUCCCACAAAUUGCCAUGCAGCUCAAGUUCUGCUGUCAUUAAAGCAAAAAGAGGACAAACCAAAUACAUUCUGACACUUUUGUCAUUCUUCUUUUUUUUUUUUUUCAAUCAAAUUGCUAUGCUGAUAAGGUGGGAAAAUAAAAGAACAUUUUACACAUGGUUUCAGACUUUUGGGCCCUACUGUACAUACAUUUGAUACAAUACUACAGAAAAUCCCUUGAUUCUGUCUUUUUUUAUUGCACAAAUCAUAUUGCCAUCAAUUCUACUUUAUUUUUAUACAUUGUCAGUGUAAAGAUUUGCUAAAAGUUUACAGUUAUGGUUCUUUUUACUUUUGCAUUUAAUAAACACUUUGUUUAUUUGUCCACCAACAG
Messenger RNA from Megalobrama amblycephala (Wuchang bream), 2440 nucleotides. RefSeq lists its product as uncharacterized. Gene Ontology annotation, cellular component: external side of plasma membrane. Gene Ontology annotation, biological process: cytokine-mediated signaling pathway. The coding region runs from base 127 to 972 and encodes 281 amino acids. The transcript is spliced from 7 exons. The record is from RefSeq and is a predicted model, not a curated record. Lineage: Eukaryota; Metazoa; Chordata; Actinopteri; Cypriniformes; Xenocyprididae. Gene Ontology annotation, molecular function: protein binding; cytokine receptor activity.